AUGCGGCAACCAUGCGAGCACAACUAUACUUAUGCACCGAAUCUAAUCCCCGACUCAGCACUUUCAGUCUGCGCAGUCUGCAUCACAGAGGCUCGCAUUGGUGAAGUAAAGUUCGCGACAUUUGCGUUAGCUCGCCGCGGUGGUAUCUUCGAAUCCUCAAAAGCAGGGCCAGAGCUACGUACGAAUGGUAUCGAUGAUCUAGGCUGGAUGUCACACAAGGAUUGCACCGGUCGGUGGAAGAGGGCAAAACUCGAUUGUUGGAGACUUGUUGCGACCCUGGAGAAUCUACGAGAUGAACACUUCGACAUGGCUGAGGAGUGGGGAGUCGACGAGGCACUAUAUCUCUGGGAACUAGCAAGAGACGAAUGUUGGAAGGUGCCUGGCUGUCAAUAUUUAGAAUACCCCGGUUCGAAAGAGGUGAAAUUGACAUCACGAUCGCCGGUGAUAGAGACUGUCUCGGAGCCUACGCCCCAGGAAGAAGAAGAUUCUGAUGGUAGUUGGGAAAAGGUCAAGCGCAGGUGGAAGAGGAGGUCUCAACAGAUCUCAUUUUCAGACGACAACGAACCGCUAGAUGUCGAUCAGAUGAAUCUAAAAGAGAUGGAAGGAGUCAACAAUAGGCUAGCAGAUGCAAGGUCGACACCCAGGAACCGCUUCGACAAGAUCGUCAAAACCAGUAGAAGCGCCACCACAGUAGCUGUCGCACAAGCCGUGAGCAGGUCUAAAGGCUUACUCCAAGGGGACACAAAACAAGUAAGGAUAUCUCUUUCGCUGCCUCUAGUCAACUUAGCGGCUGAUUUUCUACAACAGUCCGCUUCUCCCCCUCGCAAAUCAGUCAGUAUCGACGCGCAAGCCACCAUCCUCCCUUGCGAUUACACUCCAGCUACGACGAUGUCACACCAUGAGCACACCGUCAUAGAGCGGAGCCGCACGCGCCCCACUUACAGUCGAAGCUCCCGUUUCUACACGCCAUCAUGUUGGGCGAGUCCAGAGGGCUACGAGAAAGAUGACACCAGUCUUUCCAAGAGCUCUUGGGCGACUGUUGACCAGCUCCAGAGGGAGUUUGCGGGUCUGGAAGUAGACUCCGAGAAAAAAGAAGAGGUGCUUACUGAAAGAGCUGAGGAAGCUGCUGCCGAGCAAGACAACAAGGCUAACUUGAGGAAAGUAAAAGACAAGGCCUUUCGCGCACGGCGACCGCCAUGGCAAGGAGAGAGGCUCUUUCAUGAUAGCUGGCAGGGUGCUGAGCUUCUUCACAUGAGAGACUACUUCAAGAAGGCGCUCGCAGAGGAUGCAAACUUGUCAUCGCUGAGUCAAUCGCACCGCAAGGCAUUGACGAGGGGUCUUCAUGACUGCGGUAGUGCUUUGAUGCGCGAGGAGAAGCAGAAGGAGAAGAAAUGGGUGGAUGCGGAGAGUGAACGAUAG
Messenger RNA from Alternaria arbusti, 1419 nucleotides. RefSeq lists its product as uncharacterized. The coding region runs from base 1 to 1419 and encodes 472 amino acids. Lineage: Eukaryota; Fungi; Ascomycota; Dothideomycetes; Pleosporales; Pleosporaceae. The record is from RefSeq and is a predicted model, not a curated record. The transcript has a single exon.